CGCCGCAAGCGGAACUUCGUUACUCAGGUUUGCUACACUACUAGUAGUACACCUGCCCUUCUGGCUUCGCCUCUGGUAGCCGCCAGAGACAAUGCCGCCAUGGUUCAGCGCGCGCAGAUUGUGCUGAGCCGGUUGGAAAGUGAUAGAGGACGGCUUGAGGGCGGUGCCCUGGGUACGAUGAGCAAGAGCAGCGCAAGCAGCCCGCCCAAGGCUAUGCGGUCGAGUUCGACGUCAACGAUCACCCGAUUUCCUUCAGCAACUCCGUCCACACAGUCAGCACCGGUUGACUCUCCUCUCGAGUCGAGCGGCUCCAGGCGGCCCUCCAUCAUAAGCCGCCUGAAGUCGUCCAUCAGCACAUUUUCCACGGCCACUGGCGGUCCCCAGCGAUUAGCUGUCUCACCAGAAGAUUUCCUGAGUCUCCCGGAGUCUCCAGAGAAACGUUUCAUAGACUCGGUGGGUAUGGUCAUCCCCGGGGUAUGUGAUAGGAAGCAGUGCUCCCACCCGCUCGCACAUUUCGUCAUCAACUGGAGGCUCUGCAAUCCAAUCGAGUAUACCACGGCACUGGCUGACCAUGGAAUCACCUUCUCGGAUUACACCCUCCUCCUUGCCGCACUGGCCAAUUUUCUUGAAGACAUGCCUCCCGAGCCGAAGCCAAAGAAAUACAAAGUAGAAUCAGGAGAGCAGUUCGGGAAGAUAAAGCAGCAAGCGGCGCAGCUAGACCGACUCCUGCGGGACAUCACCCACAGCUGGCGGACUCGAGGAGUGCCAGUGAUGGUCUGCGUCCGAUCUUUCGCUCUCUUCACUCCCAAUCGCGUCUCGGAAUCCCACAUCCAAGUCCUCCACGUACCAUUCCCUCACGAGUCCUCGCCGCGCCCUUCCGAAGAGCGCAUAUCCUCCGAUCCCUUCGAGAUCCCAUCCCUAGCCCAAGAGCAAGACCAAAUCAGCGUCUCGACCCCCCACCGCAAGACCGGCAGCCAACCCCAAACUCCCGUCCCAACCGGCACCGCACUCUUCCACCACCACCACGUCCAACUCAAAGACCGCACCCGCCCCUGGCCCCUCUGGCCCAACGCGAUCCCCACCUCGAAACGCGGCCUCAUCGACGCCCAAGCCGACCGCUACGGCCUCGACCCCUACUUCCGCGGCUACAUGCGCGCCAACGUCGACUCGCGCACAAACUCGGUCAGCUACGCCAAAUUCAUGAUUGAGCGCGAGAACAACCCCUUCAUCAACUCCCGCCUCGACUACCUCGCCGCGCCCUCGCCCGCCAAACUCCUCCGCUCCAUGCUCGCGCGGCCUCGCUGCCCCCGCACCAUCUGGCACGAGCAGCUCAACGCCAGCCACGUCAACCGCGAGCGCUACGAGCAUAAUCGCCGGCUCGAGUGCCGCAGGACCGUGGAGUCGGGCUCGCGGCUGCGGAUCGUUAGUUUUGCGUUUAGACACCCGCUGUAUCCUCCUCACACCCCGGAAAUGACUGCCUUGGGUCUCAGCAAGGACGCGUACGAGAAUAUACUAUCGAGCAUCGAGGAGAUACGGAACCAUGAGCGUGUCACCACGUGGAAGUGUAUGCCGCACUUCAUGUGCAGCUUAUCCUUCCGCGGUCGUCGCAGCACCGAACAGGCGCUGGCAAAAGUCCGCGAAUACAUCCGCACGCUGAACAAACCGCAAGGAAAGGUGAUCUGGACGAUUGAGGAAAUCCCCGGAGUGUAUGACGGGCUGCCUUUCAGGAGCGGUAAGCAGUGGGAGAUUAGCGCGUGGAAUAAUGAGGAUCAACUUGAACAAGGAGUCUUUGAUACCCGACCACGCCUGGUGCAGUACUAGGCCGAAGCAAAAGUUCCAAAUCACAUGUUCCCCAACAUGGAGAGGGCUACCUCCAAGU
Molecule: messenger RNA, 1879 nt
Organism: Westerdykella ornata
Lineage: Eukaryota; Fungi; Ascomycota; Dothideomycetes; Pleosporales; Sporormiaceae
Exons: 3
Coding region: 100-1821 (573 amino acids)
Source: RefSeq, a predicted model, not a curated record